Verruconis gallopava is the source of this 2349-nucleotide messenger RNA. RefSeq lists its product as uncharacterized. The record is from RefSeq and is a predicted model, not a curated record. Gene Ontology annotation, biological process: fatty acid beta-oxidation using acyl-CoA oxidase; lipid homeostasis. Gene Ontology annotation, molecular function: fatty acid binding; acyl-CoA oxidase activity; FAD binding. Gene Ontology annotation, cellular component: peroxisome. The transcript is spliced from 2 exons. Lineage: Eukaryota; Fungi; Ascomycota; Dothideomycetes; Venturiales; Sympoventuriaceae. Bases 234 to 2225 code for a protein of 663 amino acids.
CCGCGGUUCGAGAAACCCGCGGCGUUUCUCGGUCUUCACUGAAAGCAAGCAUUGCAGACUCGCAGCAGACUGCAAAGCUACUAGACUGAAACAGACAUAUCUGCUGAGUCUCUCCUGAUGCUCACACUAUGAUUGCUUUGUGAUCACACAGAAAGCUUGGCUUUUGGAGGUUAAUAAAGCAAAUGCGACACUAACUUUGUCAAAGACCAAGCCGCUGGAACGCAUCUGCCGUAAUGGAGGGCCAAACACGAAACAUCCCAAAGGAGCCGGUCGAAAGCGACUUUGGACUCUUUCUAUGGGGCAAGGAGAAAUUUUUGCGUCGGAAAGCGACGCUCAAGGCCUUCGCUACCGAUCCGAUCUUUUCAAAAGGUGAAGUCGUCUACGCGUCAUUACCUCGGAAGGACGUAUGGGCGCGCACAGUGCUGCAGUCCAAAGCCUUGAUAGAAUUGAAACUGAGGGAGGGAUGGUCGCACACUCAAUUCAUGGAAGCAAUUAAGAUGACUGACAAUUUUAUGCCCGUACAACCGCAGUUUCGUAUUUUUAUGUCGAAUCUUGAGAGGCAAAUGAGUGAUGAGCAAAAGAAAAUCUGGAUCCCGAAAGCAGAGAGAUUCGAGAUAUUUGGUUCGUAUGCGCAGACCGAACUGGGUCAUGGAAGCAACGUCCAAGGAAUCGAAACAACGGCCACUUUUGACGAGACCACGGACGAGUUUGUCAUCAACUCCCCAACUUUGAGUAGUACAAAGUACUGGAUUGGAACAACCGGUGUUUGGGCAACACAUUCGAUUGUGGUGGCAAAACUGAUCAUCAAGGGCAAAAACUAUGGGAAUCAUCUUUUCUUGACUCAAAUCAGAGAUCUGGACACACAGAGAUUGAUGCCCGGAGUCGAAAUCUACGAGCUUGGCCCCAAAGCCUUCCAAGGGAUGCUGGGAACGGACAAUGGCGCAAUGCAGUUCCACAAUGUUAGGAUUCCGCGCUCACAAAUGCUCGCCCGAAAUGCUCAAGUGCUGCGAGAUGGUACUUAUGUGAAACCAAAGAACGAAAAACAUUCGUAUGGAUCUAUGGUUACAGUCCGAGCACUCAUGGCCGAAAUCACGGCGUGGGACCUUCUCAACGCUGUUGUGGUGGCAUAUCACUAUACCACUUUCCGCAAGCAGUUCAGAAAAGACAGCAACGAGAAGGAAGAAACUACGGUGUUUGACUAUGCAAGUGUCCGGUAUCGAUUGCUUCCUCUACUAGCACAGGCUACAGCACUGAUUGUCGUGGGACGCAAUAUAAAGCGUGGAUAUGACGAGUACACCGAACACAAUCUCAAAACCGGUGAUUUUUCUCAGCUAGAGGACUUUCACCUCCAAACCGUGGGAGCUAAAGUAUACUCUACCGAUAUUACAGGGCGUGGUAUUGAGACAUCGAGAAUUGCUUGUGGCGGUCACGGCUACAGUGCUUUGUCUGGUUUCGGUCGCAUGUAUGCCAAUGCAAUCAAUGCUGUGACCUACGAGGGCGACAACUAUGUUGUGGGAAAGCAAGUACCACGAGCUAUACUAAAACAUUAUCGCAACAAAACGGAGAGUUCUCUGCCGACGCUAUCAUAUCUAUCAGCCUUGCGCGAAGGAGGACGGACAAUGGUUCCUAUUAAGUCUGCAAACGAUUGGUUUGAUGAGCAGACUCAAAAAUGGGCAUUGGAGCAGCGACUGCGCAACCUGGUACAGCAACACAUCGAAGACACCGACGCUGGCAAGGAUACAAGUUAUUCAACUCACUCUUUGACUAUGGCACAUUGCGAUUUCGUUUAUUUCACACAAUUGAUGGACGUGGUUAAUCGUCUUGAAACGGAGAAUCGAAGCUAUGCUCCUCCGAUGCGAGCGACAGCUCGUGUUUUUGCACUUUCGGUUAUCCAAGACCCGCACCAUCCUAGCUUAGCACAGGCUCUGCCUCUUCCUAUGGAUGAACAAAAGUGGCUCCGAGACGCAUACGCAGCUGCAUUAGACGAUUAUGCAAAAAAUCAUGUCGCUUCAAUCAUAGAUGCGUACGGAUUAACCGAAUAUGAGCUCGACAGUGCGCUGGCUAGAAGCAAUCAGACGCCGUAUGAAGCACUAUGGGAAGGCGCGAAGAAAAGUGAAAUGUCAGGAGCUGCAAUGAGUUAUCUGUGGCCUGUGAUGAUCGGCGCAAGACAGAUUUGGAAGCAAAUAGAGGAAGAGAAGCAAGGACAUCGCACAUCUAAGCUGUAAGAGAUACUCGUGUUAGUGAACAGGUGAACAACAUGUCCUUUAAAGUGUUCAUCGCAGACUGGGUGAAGUUCAAUACGUAUGUCCAUUGUAUGUUCAUGUCAGAAACGGUGUAUGUCUAUCCGAG